CCUGGGACCGCAGCCCUGGGCUGAGCUGGAACGAAAGCAGAGCCAGGAAUGUAAUCAGAUAUUUUGUCCAAGCUCAAUAAUUACCCUGUGGAGAAGGUGCUGUGAGUGGCUCUGUGUCUCUCUGCAAGCACCGUUCUCCAGGACAGAAGGUGGAUAGGGCUUUCCUCCUGGCCCAAGGGUAGAAGAGGGCUCUGAUCACCUACCCUUGUGCUUCCUUGUGUGGAUGUGGGUGCCCAGGUUAGGCGACACGCUAGGUUAGACCUUGCUGCUGCUUUUCUCCUGAAGAUCCCUCCGGUUUGUAGGUCCAUUUCUGGUGUGUUUCCAUGACUAAACACAAGCCCCUUCUGCUCUCUUUCAGUCCUCAGAUCCACGAGAUGGCCACGCUGAGCACAAAGCCAGGACAGCGGUUCUCAGUGCCGGACUGGCACACCAACUCCAACCUCAUCUCAGCUGAUGCUCAACACCAACGUUCUGCUUCCCACCAAGUCCGUCAGGAAGCCCGAGCUCUCCGCAAUGAAACCAACAACCAGGCAAAAUGGGAGGAGCACAACAACAGAACUCGCCUGACUGAACGUAUCAACAGCGUGAACAGAUGGAAGGAGACCCUGGACAAAUGCCUUGCAGAUACAGAUGCGGAAAUCACUGCCUUGACCAAAGUGAAGGAAAUGGCAGAACGUGCUGUCCAGGCAAAGAACUUGUGUUUGGAUGUUGCCAUUGAGUGCCUGACGCUCCGUGAGAGCCGUCGCGCCAUCGAUGUGGUGAGGGAUCCUGUGGAGGAGGAGCUGCACAAGGAGGUGAAGGUGAUAGAAAAAGCCAAGAAAGAACUGCAGCAGAGAGUGAGCGAAGCCUUCGAACAGCUCUGCCUCUUACAGGAAGCUCGCCAGCAGCUGAGCUUUGACCAGCGCUGCAAGGUAGAAACACUGGAACUAGAUCGCACCUGCUUGUCUCUCAGCGUGAACUCUCCAAACAUCUCCUUCAAGGUCAACCCGACGCGGGUCCCGAACGGAUCGACUACGCUUGAUGAGUGGGAACUGAACAGCCUGCGCAACAAGAAGCAUGCUGAGGCAGAAACCAAUGCCUCCACCUUGCUCCGAGAAGUGACACUGCUGGCCAUUGCCCAGACAAACAACGAGCUGGAGGCUCAGCGUGAAGCUACCAGCUUUGCCUUGCGCAAGAGGAUUAGUGACCUGGAAAGAGCCCUCGAUGAGCUGAAGUGGCAGGAGAAGAACACCCUGGAGGAAAUUGCUGAGAUGGAAGAGGACAUCCCGCGCUUGGAGAAAGAUCUUCAGAGGAAAAUGCAAGAUCUAAAAGUGGCACACACCCGCCUGGAGACCCGCACGUGUCGGCCCAAUGUGGAGCUCUGCCGCGAUGAGGUCCAGUAUGGGCUAACGGAUGAGGUCCACCAGCUGGAAAAAUCGAUCCGUGCGCUCCAACAGAAGCUAGCAGAGUCGCAGUCUGCCUUGAACGCUCUUUACAGGCAACUCUAUCGCAUUCAGACAGAUAUUGGCUAUAAAACCAAUUCGCUGGUGCUGGACAACAAGUGCGUGGAGUGCCGCAGAAAGCUUGUGGUCCCUGCUGAGAAAUGUAUGCCAGAUUUUGAAGCUUUCAACCGGAGCGUGAACCAUACACUCUCCCCUCUGCAGAGUGGGCAGCUGGAGCUGGGUUAGCAUGCCAGGAGCGUUGUGCAAGGAGCUGCACUGAGGAGAAAGCUACCAGUGACUCAGUUCCGUAGCAGGGAAAGCUGACAUCUGUGUCGUGUUAGGAUAAUGUAAUUCUCCUCCCUCCUCCUGGUUUGUUAUAUAACUGUCUGUCCCCUUCUACGAUGUUUACAGCCACCCGCGCUCCGAGGAGCGUUGUACACAAUAAAG
This is a messenger RNA of Cuculus canorus (common cuckoo), 1868 nucleotides long. It is a transcript of the gene TEKT2, whose product is annotated as tektin 2. The transcript has 9 exons. NCBI's taxonomy places the organism in Eukaryota, Metazoa, Chordata, Aves, Cuculiformes, Cuculidae. The record is from RefSeq and is a predicted model, not a curated record. Gene Ontology annotation, cellular component: microtubule cytoskeleton; nucleus. Bases 324 to 1667 code for a protein of 447 amino acids. Gene Ontology annotation, biological process: cilium assembly; cilium movement involved in cell motility.